AUUUCUUUCCCGAGGGUAUCUGCGGAUACCUUGUUACAUAUAUUCAACGAACAGCAGUGGACUGGCAUCGUUUUUUUACAGCCAUAAGGACCACGUUUAUGUGAAUUCUGCUUACCGGUACAAACCGCCCGGCUUUGUGUAACGAAAUUUACUCGUCUCUUCACAGAAGAACUGAUUGCAGUGACAGAAAAUACGUAAUCAUGGGCGUGGAGAUAGAAGUUAUUUCUCCUGGGGAUGGUCAGACAUAUCCGAAAAAAGGACAGACUGUAGUUGUUCACUAUACAGGUACCUUGGACAAUGGAAAAAAGUUUGACUCUAGCAGGGACCGUGGGGUGCCAUUUAAAUUCAAAAUAGGUAAAGGAGAAGUUAUUAAAGGGUGGGACCACGGAGUUGCUCUAAUGUGUGUCGGAGAGCGUGCUAGGUUAACUUGCACACCAGACUUUGCUUAUGGUAGCCGAGGACAUCCUGGAGUUAUUCCACCAAAUGCUGUUCUUAUCUUUGAUGUGGAGUUGUUGAAGGUGGAGCCUUGAAGAGUUUUUCCAGGGUAUACUGAAUUGACUACACACAUCAGAACCACUGAUAAUUAAACGCUUCAAAUUGCAUUACCUUAAGUAGUCAUUGUACGAGUGGUAUGUUUUACAUACUAACCUUAAUUCGAUUGCUCAUAAGAAUGAAAGAAAAAUUUCAGACAUUAACUUUGUGUUCCACUAUUGCACGAUUAUAUAAGCUAUAAACUACAAUUGUACACAAACACCCAAGGACCGGUUGAUACGGAAUAUGUGAAUACUUCUUGUAUUCUUUUAUGCCUUGAUAAGAUUAUCCCUUUACAUUACUCAAUGAAAUGCUAAUCUAUAGCAUUCUUAUUAUGAGUAAUUGAAUUAAAUAAAUCUUAAAACGUUUGAUAUAUAAUCUGACAUCUGUGUUCAUUCCAAUUACUUAGUACUUGGUAAACAAUCACCUGGAUAUUUUGUAUAAAAUCUUGCAAUAAUGCAAAGAAGAAUGAUUGUACUGAUAUUGUAAUAGAUGGACCUUUACAUGCAAAAAUUCAAUAAAUUGUCUUGUUUUGA
Megalopta genalis is the source of this 1067-nucleotide messenger RNA. It is a transcript of the gene Fkbp12, whose product is annotated as peptidyl-prolyl cis-trans isomerase Fkbp12. Lineage: Eukaryota; Metazoa; Arthropoda; Insecta; Hymenoptera; Halictidae. Gene Ontology annotation, cellular component: cytoplasm; sarcoplasmic reticulum membrane. The record is from RefSeq and is a predicted model, not a curated record. Gene Ontology annotation, molecular function: peptidyl-prolyl cis-trans isomerase activity. Gene Ontology annotation, biological process: protein peptidyl-prolyl isomerization.